Messenger RNA from Callithrix jacchus (white-tufted-ear marmoset), 4857 nucleotides. NCBI's taxonomy places the organism in Eukaryota, Metazoa, Chordata, Mammalia, Primates, Cebidae. The record is from RefSeq and is a predicted model, not a curated record.
AUUGAUUAUCAGAAAAUAAAAGCCAUUCUGAAGGCUUGAAGGUCCCCCGAGAAGUACGUCUUGACAGUACUACGCAAAGGCACAGGAAGUCCAUGUCGGAGGCACAUGGACUCGUGGACAGAUCAUAAGUUAUCUCUUGUGUCCUGAGAGGAAAUAGAAGACAUUUCCAAUUAGUGCUGGAUGCCACUUGGCCCUUAAAUUAAUGUAGCAGAACUGUAACCUCAGAGGUGUCUGCUGCCCAUAGGACAGUGAAUCUGAAUUUGUGGAACACUCAGAAGUGUGAAAGAUGAUUCUCAUGGUAACCUUUUAAAGGUGGAUAUCGGUGGCCUGUUUGGGGCAGUUUCCCUCUAGAGGGAGAUUCUGAAGUACCAGGAGACUGCAGGAGAUUUUCCUGUGCCUUUCCUGCCCAGGCAACAGCCCAGAACUCAGCUGACUUUAGUUGUUGCAGGAACGUUCACAACCUGUUUGGAAGAGAAGUCUGGAAAUUGUUUACUAGGUGGAGCCUUGAUACCCUCAUCCCUCUCAGCUCUAUCACAGGUCUGCUUUGCUGUUUUCUCUUGGCUGUGACAGUCUGCCUGAUGGUUAUUAUAAUAGCAGUUCAUCGUUAGUACAAACAAGAGUACCAUAUAUUAAUUCUGUGCACAGUUUACCAACAUCAUCAAAAAGUUAUAUUGUUCCACUGUUCUCAUUCUGUAUUUGAUCACCAUCAUAAUUAUAUAAACACCCCAAUUUCUGGUCUGAACCAACCACAGAACCAUUGUUAGCCCCUGUACUAUCUGUUGUCACCAAGUGUCUAUUUGCUAGAGCUUUUAGUGAUAUUUUAUCUAUUGAGAAGAGCACUGAGGCAUGGAUUCCACAUCAGUUUCCGUACUCAUGGAUGGACUUAUUGCUUGUGUAGCCCAGUUAAUAAGAAUAGCUAAUGAGCUUUUACAAUUAAUUAUACAACAACAAGAAAUUCCUUAUGUAGAGGAAAAUCGUACAGCAGAAGAGACAGAAGCAGAUGCACCUCCUCCUGAGGAGGCUUCAGCAUCAGAUCUCCCUAAUCUCUCAGACUUAGACUCAAUACUCACACCAACAGAGAAUGAAGACCUAAUGUUUGAUGUAGAUCAGGUUAUGUUAGAAAUGGAUAGCUUAUAUGAAGGUGCAGUCCCUGAUAUAAAUGAUGACUUAACAAGUGACUAAGAUCCAAUUUUCCCCCACCGGCAUGUGAAAACUGAUCAUUUCUCUGUUUCAAUAUAUUCUAUAUUCUUGUUUUCUGUAUAUUAGCAGUAUGUAUUUUCUCAUAAUUCUGCACAUUUUCAUCACUAGUAACCCAUAUAACAAGUAAGAUUUGAUUUACUUCCAGCAAAGGCUGCUCUAUUUUCCUCUUUGUUGUUAUUUAAAAAAUUCUCACUUUUGCCAUGUAGGUUUCCCUUUACUUGUACUUACUCUAAUGCUAGAAUUUCUGAUGGCAGGAGCAAACAAUAGUAAAAGAAAUUCCUUAUCUAACUAUGGGGUGGAGAACAGAUGAACUCUAUCACAUCUUAGGACUAAUUUCUCUGGUCUACAAUGAAUGGAAAUCAAAUGGGAACUAUCCCCCAGGGUAGCAUUUACUGUAAAGUAAAUGAAUACAUUCACAUUAACAGGACAGUGUUAAGAUAAUUUUAUUUGAAAGGAUAUAAUUCCUUACUUAUCCUAUAAGAGAUAAUGUGUCCAACAAAAAAUGCUAUAGCAGACUAAGGGAGGUAAUUUUAAAAGAGUACUAUCUACAGUAUAACAAAACUGUAUAAAAAAGAGUACUUUAUAAAAGAGUACUAUCUACAGUAUAACAAAACUGCAGAAAGGUUUUUGAAUGUUGCCAAGGAGAAAACUGAAAAAGCUGGGACCAAGAGUUCCAAUGCAAGACUGUUCUUGCAAAUUCUGACCACGUUGCAGCUACUUUACACUAUUAUUCUCCAAAUGAAAAUGGUACACUAUACCAAAUAACCAAAGAGAGAAGUAAUAGAAGGGCUAAGCAAAGCCCUACAAGGACUAUUCACCAAUGGAAACACAAACACUCACCAUAUUGGCCUAGAUAUGGUCCACAGUGGAAGUGGAUAAAAUAUAUCUUCUUGAAUAUAGCUUAAUUUAAAAAGAAUAGUUAAUAGGCUUAUUACAAUGAAUCUGCUGCAACCUCAACCUAGAAAUAUUUACUGUUCACAGAUAGAAGCAAUAAUGAAUUUAAAUAAAAUAUGAGUUGGUAUUUAGCCACAAUAAUUUUGCAUAUGCCAGAAGGGGAGAAUGCAAUAGUUGAAGGACCCCCACAGCAAAACAGAGAGGGACCAAAUAAAUAUGCAGAAAAUUUACUGACCAUACCAAUUGCAUGCCAUACUGCACCCUCAUUUCUAUUUGUAAAAAUAGCUACCUUUCAGAAAAGCCCAUGGACACUAUGGCCCUCCUUCCUAGAGAAUGCCCAUUGCAUCUCAUGCUAUGGGCAACAACUAGGUAAGGAUAUAAAGGUAUACCACUAAACAACGUAUUAAAUGCAAACUGCAAAGAAAUGACUUGUAGAAGGAAAUCCACACUGGUGGAUAUCAGAUUUUACCAAUUCAUAUAAAGGCCUAAAGCAUAUUAUAGUCAAAAUAAUUAAAAUGACAUUUAACACAGAUGACUUCAGAGCCAACCUUUGAAAAUCAGAAUUUGCGGAACUAUUCAACAUAUUAAUAUGAGAACUUUCAAAAAUAGACUGCUAUGUGAAAGGAUUGAUAAAAGUAGAUGAGGAUUCAGGAGACUUAGAGGAGCAAACAAAAACACAAAUAGGAAAAAUAAAAAUUACAUCAUAGAACAACUGUGGAUAAUUAAAAUCCACAUGGGAUAGCAGACUUAGGGAUUUUACUGCCACAAUAACUGGACAAACUGAACCUUACUAUCUUUUUUUUUCUCAGUACAGAGGACUCUAGAUAAGCAGUUACGUACAAAAUGGCAAAUAAUUGAUGCAGUACAAAGGGACUAUGCCAAAUUACCCUAAAUAGAGUAGUGGGAAAGCAAGGUGAAACAGUUUAUCACUCCAUUCCAUUAGGAACAGCUUUACUAGGAAGCUUAAUGAUAGCAGUUUAACAAGAAAAUUUAGACAUUUAGUAAAUAAUAAAAAUAGGGGAACUGGGUAAAAGUUAAACGUUAAAGGAAUCGUUGCUUUAAUUAUAGCUUCAAAAACAGCCAGGGAAGGUACACACUCCCCACAGGGAAUUUGGACUUUAGGAAACUGGGCUAUACUUUUGUGUCAAAAUAAAACUCAAAGCAUAAAUAUCUGGACAAGAUCUGAAAACAUAUCCAAGGAGAAGCCACCAGUCUGCUACAAAUUUUAUUUGGUGAGCAAUUUAACUGUAGCAGGACAGACCUGGUGCUCUUAAACAUGAUAGAUCCCAAAGGGUAACUAUUCCUCCAAGUGGAAUUUUAGAAUAUGGACUUUAUAACAAUCCCAUAACAUAUUAAUGUGAGCUUGUUAAAACUGUUAGUGUAUUAUAAGAGAACACAAGCAACCAUACUAACGUAAGGAGGCCAUGAAACUACAUCAAGAGAAAUCCGUGAGACUACUCUGCAUCGUGAAACAGGACAAAGAUUUGAACCAGCCUGUAAGACGAGUAAUGUUUAAUAUAGUCCCUAGGCAUCAAAGCAGGGAGAUGCUACAACCUCAUACUAUGCGGAGCUGGCUGACCCCUUGUUUGCCUGGGUUACGUGGAAAGAUUGUACUGUAAUGGCACCUCAGGAACUAGAUAAGACAUAUUCCAGUGUUUGCUUUGAUUUUGUAAUUGGAUGUGCUUAAGGAUUGUUAAGAUAUAACCCCUGCUCCAAGAAAUGGAUUGUUGUAUUAAGUAUGUUUGCUCUAUGGAACAUAAUUAAGAGUUAAUAGUGAAAAGAAAUGUUUAGGAAAUAAGAAAAUACUUAGGAACAAGAACUAAUGGGGAAGGUGUUUUCAGGAGAGAGAAGCAAAUUAAUAAAUUGUCAACAAUUAUGCACCUGUUUAUGAUGGAAAGCCAUGACAUGGAGUUAGUUUUUAAACAGGUUUAUGAACAAAGCCCUAUUUUUGUCUUAUGCAAAUUAACCAACCCUAAGAUGUUGCUAUAAAUAGCUAGCUGAUAGACAAUUGCCAUAAGUCAUUUAUCUGAAAGCUCAAUUAGAUGGAGAAUUAUUAACUAGUUUAGUCCACUGAUUGGAUACCUCUGAAUGAAAUCCUGAAUCUCCUCCAGGAGAAUGGAGAGAGUGGCUGGUUCUUUAUGCAAAUUAGCCCUUUUCUGUAUCUUCUUAAAAUCAAUGCCAAAGCCAAUUAUUAUGUAGCAUGGAAGGAAAAAGAGGCCGGACAUGGUGGCCCAUGCCUGUAAUCCCAGCAAUUUGGGAGGCCAAGGCGGACAGGUCACCUGACAUCAGGAGUUUGAGACCACCCUGGCCAACAUGGUGAAACUCCGUUUCUACUAAAAAUACCAAUAUUAGCUGGGUGUCAUGGCGGACACCUGUAAUCCCAGCUACCCAGGAGGCUGAGGCAGGAGAAUCACUGGAACCUGGUGGACAGAGGCUGCAGUGGGCCGAGAUUGUGCCACUGCACUCCAGCCUGAGUGACAGAGCAAAAAAAAAAGAGAAGUCCUUAUCAUUCUGAGACAAGCUUAAAGGUGUGAAAAUCAAGGAAGAUAGGCUGGUAGAUGGCAGUGGAUUCAGUAGUUUAAGUCUUCAUCCCUAUUUGCUUGGGUUAAAAUAUGUGGGGAGUUGUGCUUAUGUAAAUUCUUAUAUGUGAUGAUUACUGCUAGUUAUUAUCUUAUGAUUGUUUAUAAUCCUUAUUAGCUAUUGAUCUAAACCAUUUUAUUGUUUUCUUUUAAGAGACUUUACCUAAUAAACUUUCAUUCACAA